Molecule: messenger RNA, 686 nt
Organism: Prunus mume (Japanese apricot)
Lineage: Eukaryota; Viridiplantae; Streptophyta; Magnoliopsida; Rosales; Rosaceae
Source: RefSeq, a predicted model, not a curated record
CGUUCCAGGUUUUGAGCAGUGUUCGAGAAUCGAGAUAUCGGCCUAGGCGCUAGGCGGGAGGACACCGACACCAGGGAGUUAGGGGGGGCCUAGGCGGCCUGGGAGGAUCUAGGCGGCGCCUAGGCGGCCUGGGCGGAUCUGGGCGGCACCUAGGCAACCUGGGCGGGUCGUGUCCUUUUUUUUUUCCCAAAUGAAGACAGACGAAGCUUGCUGGUGCGAAGGAGCAAAGAUUGAGAUAACGAAGUCACAUGAAUUCGCUCAGGCUGCUUUUCGUGGAUAUAAGUCUCUGAACCGUAUUCAAAGUCGCAUAUUUCGUACUGUUUAUUACACUAAUGAAAAUAUACUAGUUUGUGCUCCAACAGGAGCUGGCAAAACCAACAUAGCUGUGAUUUCUAUUCUACAUGAGGCAUUAGCUGCAGAAGUUACAUAAACUUUAGCCAUCGCGUAUCUUCAUUGAAUAUGACUGUGAGAGAACUUACUGGAGACAUGCAGCUUUCUAAGAACGAACUUGAAGAAACUCAGGUCACUUUUAUCAAUUAUGUGUGCUCCGUGAGCAAAAACUGUUACCCAAAAGAGGAAAAUGAAAAACUUAAUUAAUGGCUUCACUUUCUUCUUAUAAAGAUGAUAGUCACUGAUUGAUUAUUUUUUCAUAUAAAGUGAUUAAAUGCUUUUAGAUUUUGACAUUA